AAGGAGUAACAUGACACCGAAUAACAUUUUGAAUUUCUAGUUUUAUAUUGAUGUUUUACCAUUAACUUAUUUAUUCUAAAUUUUGGAUACCAAUACCCACGAAAAUGGCUAAAGAAGUUUCCAUGUGUACACAACUACAACAAUGGAGUCCCGUAAAAGAAACUCCAGGUUCUCCAAGUGUACCCCCACAAGUAGGGUACUGUUUCCACUCCCCAAAAAAACAUCCGUGGAGACCUAUCAUGGGCUACGAAGAGAUUGAAGUUACACCGAUGCCAUCCCAACCGAUUACAAAUACCAUGGUGGAUCCGUGCUAUACGCCAGCUGGGAUGGCAACAGAGCCUUUGCGGUUUCCUAACCUCGUCACAGGCUUCGACCGAAGCCCUGAACACGCAGCUCGAGCAGCGCUUUAUACUCGAUACACCCAGAACGAAUGGAAUCAAACCAGCAUAAAAAAUUAUAACGAGUCUGAUGCGAAGAGAAAUUUCUCAGAGCGUGUAAGAAAUGAUAUUAUGCGGAUGCUAAGAGAGACUGACGAAAUUGGAACACAGGGGCAACGAGACUCUGGUAGAAGAAUCGGCGAAAGGAUAACAGACACUACAUUUUGGCGCAACGAGGUUUCGAUAGAAAUGGAGCGGCUAGUGGCGACCUGUGAGAAGCUGAACGAUACGAGGAGGCAGCUCGAAAGAGCUAUCGCUGGAAUUGAGGGUCCUCUUCAUAUUGUACAAGAAUGUUUGUACCAUCGCGAGAAGAGACAAGGGAUGGAGCAAGUUCACGAUGCAGUGGAGCAGUCUCUUUUAAAGGAAGUAGCUACACUACGGGAAUGCCAGGACAAGUUCCGCAAUAUGCUCGAAAAGGUACGGCAACAGUCUAAGAACUGUCGCGCGACGCAGCACGAGCUGGAGACCGACCUUCGUAACAAAGAGUACGCCCUCGGCAUCGACUCCAUGUGCCACCAACUCAACAACUUUUCCAAGGGCCUGCAGUUCUACGCCGGCAUCGAGCGCUACGACCCCACGGUGUGCGACGGCGCGCGCUGGGCCGCCGCCAGCGCCGCCACGCUGCAGCGCUCGCAGUCCGAGCGCGCCAAGGCCGUGCAGAUGCUGUCCGACGCUGAGAACUUGAUCAACGUUUCGGCGACGGAGAUCUGGGAUCAGUGGAGUAACACGAACAGCGCCUUUACGCGUCGGAUCGCGGAGACCAUCGAGAUCAAGAACAAGUUACAGCUGCAUUUGCACAAAAUUCAACAAGAAAUGUUCGACGUGGAGAAGACGCUGGAGUUGCUGAACAAGGCCAUCGAGGACAAGCUGCAACCCAUGAAGGUGGCGCACACGCGGCUGCAGGCGCGCACCAACCGGCCGCACCUCGAGAAGUGCAGGGACGAGGCGCAGAACAGGCUGGUGCGCGAGGUGUGCGAGCUGCAGGCGGCCAUGGACGCGCUGCGCGGCAAGCUGCACACGGCGGAGGGCACGCACCAGACGCUGCUGGGCGUGCGCGCGGGGCUGGAGGCCGAGCUGCGCUACAAGAGCAGCACGCUGUUCAUCGACCGCGACCAGUGCAUGGGGCUGCGGCGCGGCUACCCCGUCACGGCCGCCGUCAAGGCCUAGGCGGCCGGCGCGCGGAGAUUAAAUUCGCAGUUCCAA
Vanessa atalanta (red admiral) is the source of this 1640-nucleotide messenger RNA. RefSeq names its product tektin-3-like. The record is from RefSeq and is a predicted model, not a curated record. The coding region runs from base 105 to 1604 and encodes 499 amino acids. Gene Ontology annotation, biological process: cilium movement involved in cell motility; cilium assembly. The transcript is spliced from 11 exons. Lineage: Eukaryota; Metazoa; Arthropoda; Insecta; Lepidoptera; Nymphalidae. Gene Ontology annotation, cellular component: nucleus; microtubule cytoskeleton.